AUGGUGCAGUAUUUGAUCGGGCGUGUGGCCGACCCGGUGUUUGGUGUGGUGACCGGCGUGGCUGCCUACCUCAUCUGGGAGAAUGAUCCGCGGAAUGCUCACGACCAUGGCCCCGGCAACCGCCUGGUCGACCUGAUCGGACGCAAGCUCGGCUAUGCCACGCCCGUGCGCGUCCCGGCGAUCGCCCAGGAUCUCUCGCUCCCGACGCUGUCUGAGGCCAAGGGUGAGGCCAAAGGUGCCCUUUCCGAGGCUAAGAAGGAGGCCAAGGAUGCCUUUUCCGAGGCCCAGAGUGCUGCUUCGAGCGCCCAAGGCGAGGCGCAGGGCGCAUAUGCGGACGCGAAAGGCGAGGCUAAGGGCCUCCUGUCCAGUCUCCAGAGCACCUUUACCACGGCCAAGAAGGAGGUCAAGCAAGAGGCUGCGGAUCUGUCUGCGCAGAGGCGUCUUAUCUAG
Messenger RNA from Malassezia japonica, 450 nucleotides. RefSeq lists its product as uncharacterized. Gene Ontology annotation, biological process: protein secretion. Bases 1 to 450 code for a protein of 149 amino acids. The record is from RefSeq and is a predicted model, not a curated record. The transcript has 2 exons. Lineage: Eukaryota; Fungi; Basidiomycota; Malasseziomycetes; Malasseziales; Malasseziaceae.